Messenger RNA from Drosophila bipectinata, 1549 nucleotides. RefSeq names its product CHK domain ov2 (gene CHKov2). Lineage: Eukaryota; Metazoa; Arthropoda; Insecta; Diptera; Drosophilidae. The record is from RefSeq and is a predicted model, not a curated record.
GAAAACACUAUUGUUUUGGAAUACUCUUCUGUGUUUAAUGCUUAAUGAAGUCCCUCUUACCCAAGUAUCUCAGAAAUGCAUAUUGAGGUCAUGCGAUUUAAGAGAGUGAAACUCAGAGCUUUUACGCAAAGAUUGUAUAUUUAAAUACAUACCCAGUAUCUGUUUGCCUUCAUUCAAACGCUAAAUCAAAACAAUGACGGACCAGACGACUCCGCAGUGGGUAAACGAACAACUUUUUCACGGGUUGUUGAUGGAGUACAUCGACAACUUCAAGGCAAUCGUUAGCUUUGCCGCCAAGUCGGCAACCGGCCAGGGCGAGAACUACCUUACAAUCGUGCUACGGAUCCAGAUAACUAUGCAGCUGACGGAUGACAGCACCAAAGAUGUCAAUUAUAUUCUAAAAAUUCCCUUGGUUGGCGACGAUGAUAAUGGCGAUCAUGCGUUUCACGACAUGUUCAUUACCGAAUUGGAUAUGUAUGAUCGUCUGGUACCAGAGCUGGAGAAACAAUAUGAACACACGCCUAUAUCGCCGAAAUUCAAGCCUUUGCACUUGAAGUUUCCCAAAAUGCCCGUUAAGUGUGACUAUAUCCUACUGGAGGAUCUGAAACAGAAGGGCUACAAGAAUGCCGAGAGAACGCAGGGAUUGGAGCAGUUUGAGGUGGAGGCUGUGCUCAAGAAGUUGGCCCAGUGGCAUGCGGCCUCUGCUAAAAGAGUGGUGGAUAUAGGGGAGUACGAAAAGGACAUCCGGGAAAGCUAUUUUACGGCCGAGCACCAAAAAAUGUUGGACGAGUUUAAUAUAAACUUCUCUGUUCCCUUUUUGGAGUGCAUGAAGCAGUAUGAUCUGGAUCCUUCCCAAAUGGUUUUGAUAAGCAAUUACACAUCUCUUUUGACGGAUUUGAAUAUAGAGUUUGGUCGAAACGACCCGUUGGAGUUAAGUGUCUUGAAUCAUGGCGAUUUCUGGUGUAACAACUUUAUGUUCAAGUACAACGACUUAGGGGAAGUGGAAGAUGUUUACUUGGUGGACUUUCAACUGCCGAAAUAUGGUACUCCUGCUCAGGAUCUAUUGUGCCUCCUAAUGACCUCCCCAAAAUUUGACAUUAAGCUGAAAAAGUUCGACCACUUCAUUGAGUAUUAUCAUCAGCAGCUAGUGGAACACCUGGCGAUGCUCAGCUACAAUCAAAGUGCCCCCUCACUGCCCCAGCUGCACCUUCAUCUACACAGAUAUAGUCUCUGGGCAUUUAUAUGCGCUCAGCGGAUGCUGCCUAUAGUGCUACUCCCGCCGUGUCUGGACUCAAACAUUGCCAACGUUAUGGGAAACUCGGAGGAGGCGACGGCAUUCAAGCGGAAGAUGUUUCUCCAACCGGCUUACGUCGAUCAAAUUAAACAGAUACUGCCUUGGCUCAUUGAACGGGGUUACAUAAGGUGAACCUGGAUGCAGUCUCAUAGCAGGUUCCAACAAAGCUCAAUUAUAUAUCAAGUAUUAUAGUAAUCGUGUUGUUCUUAUUUCAAAAAUUGUAGAAAUAAAAUUAUCUAAGCUUUAUACAAUUUA